Messenger RNA from Exophiala xenobiotica, 402 nucleotides. RefSeq lists its product as uncharacterized. The record is from RefSeq and is a predicted model, not a curated record. NCBI's taxonomy places the organism in Eukaryota, Fungi, Ascomycota, Eurotiomycetes, Chaetothyriales, Herpotrichiellaceae. Bases 1 to 402 code for a protein of 133 amino acids. The transcript has a single exon.
AUGUAUACUCGGAUUGGAUCGACGCCUGCGAGAAUGUGGCGCAAGAGGCAGCUGCGCAGGAAGCAGAAGAUCAGAAGUUCAGCAGCUACGCGACGGCGAGACCGGGCGGUGCCGCUGCGGCGGGCGGGGACGAUGAGGGAGAGGAUGGUGAUUAUGGAGGUUAUUGAGCAGAAAGCGAGAACACCACCUUAUCGACUCAGAAACCGACGGCGGGAAGUGCUAGCUUGGACAGCUCGGCUUGACACUACAAUCAGGAAUGGGCGUUCGGGAAACAUCGAUCGUGUUUGGAAGGAAAUAAGGACGGAAAAGGUGCUCGAUAUCAGAUAUGGAAUGCAUGAUUUGGCAUAUUGGGAGUUAAUUCAUAUUGGCAUGGACCAUAUCGAUCUCAGGCAGCAAGAAUGA